GUCUCUACAGUUUAGGUUCACAACCAAUUGUACAAGCGUGUUCUACUCCACCCUCAGGAAAGAGGACGUUUGCUCCAGUAGGGUUCACAAUGAUGCUUGAUCCUUCAAAGACAUUCGCCAAACAAUGCAUACCAAAAACCAUGUCGGCAUGCAGUACGGAAAAUGAACGCUGUCUCUCCCCGGCACUAGCCCUUCUCAACGUAGGUUACCAAUUGCAAAUGGCGCUAACUCACAGUGUUUCUUUGAACAUUUCUGGAGACAUGCUUGGUGUUUGCAGGGUGUUCCGUAACUACUUGAGUUAUUUUUUUCAUACAUCCAGUAACAUUGCUUGGAUGUUUAAAAAUGAAUGGGUACUGCAACCGCGCGGAGCAUGUUCCAAACCCACUGUGGAUCAGAUGAAGAUGGCGCCAUAUUCCAAUGUUGUGGUGAUUAUGCACCGCAUUCUUGUACUGCAAAAACAGAUCAGCUGGUAUUAUGAUGGGGUCAGAAUGUUGGAAACAAUGAAGAAUCGCAUCAACGAUAUCCUGCACGCGAAGAAAGCAACCGUGCCAUACAAUGGUGUCGAGUUCAAUGUUAGAGUAAUCCUGGAUGACACAGUGCCUUGUGGUAGUAAUGAGGGAUUAAGCAAGGUUGAGCCACCCCUACCAGAUAAGACCGCUGGAAAUAGUGGAAAUCCCCGCAGCUAUACCCGUUGGAUGGCAUUCACAGUCAUUUGGUUCACGUGGCCGGUUUUCGUCCACAUUAUCAUAUGUGAGCUUAUAAGCUAAAUGAACGGUGUGCCCCGACAGAACGCUUUAUCGGUAACCAGGAGAGAAGCAC
Messenger RNA from Lingula anatina, 819 nucleotides. RefSeq lists its product as uncharacterized. NCBI's taxonomy places the organism in Eukaryota, Metazoa, Brachiopoda, Lingulata, Lingulida, Lingulidae. The record is from RefSeq and is a predicted model, not a curated record.